Messenger RNA from Jatropha curcas, 2529 nucleotides. Its product is annotated as pollen receptor-like kinase 1. NCBI's taxonomy places the organism in Eukaryota, Viridiplantae, Streptophyta, Magnoliopsida, Malpighiales, Euphorbiaceae. The record is from RefSeq and is a predicted model, not a curated record. Gene Ontology annotation, biological process: protein phosphorylation. Gene Ontology annotation, molecular function: protein kinase activity; protein binding; ATP binding.
UGUCUCUGUCUCUCUCUCUCUCCUCCCUCUCUCUCUCUCUUCUUCCAUGCCAUCAAAAUUUCAUCACCUUCCCAACCUUCUUCUCCACUCCCCAGAGCACCUGACUACAAGCAUUAUAGUCCCCAUUGCCGCUCCAGCCUGUUAAGGGCGGGCACGCCGCCCCAACAGUGCGCGCUAUUACCACCACCAUGGCUUUUAGAAAUAAACCCUUGUUUCUUCUUCUCUUUUCUGUUAUAUCCAUGCAUUUCAUUGUCUCUUCAGGAUUGACAGAAUUUGAGAGUCUCCUUAAGUUUAAGGGUUCUUUAUCUAAUGCCUCGGCAUUAGCCGAUUGGAGCGACAAGACCAAACCAUGCAAAGGGGACGUUACAAAUUGGCAUGGUGUUCUUUGUUCCAAAGGUGUGGUUUGGGGUUUGCAACUUGAAAGAAUGGGGCUAACAGGUAAGAUUGACGUUGAACCUUUAGAGAAUUUGUCAGAACUGAGAACUCUUAGCUUCAAGAAUAAUAACUUUAAUGGUACCAUGCCCGAGAUCAAGAAACUUCGUGCUUUAAGAUCAACUUACCUGUCAAACAACCAUUUUUCCGGGGAGAUUCCAGGCAAUGCUUUUGAAGGCAUGAUGAAACUAAAGAGAGUGCACCUAGCAAACAAUAAUUUCAAUGGUGCCAUUCCUUCAUCCUUAGCUACUCUGCCAAAACUUUUCGAUUUGAGGUUCGAGGGAAACAAGUUUAAAGGGAAAAUACCAAAUUUUGCACAAAACUUUUCAUCGUUCAACGUCUCCAACAAUGCAUUGGAAGGGCCAAUUCCUGCAUCUCUUAGUAAGAUGAACGUAACAUCAUUUUCUGGCAACAAAGGACUAUGUGGGCUUCCACUAACUAAAUGUGAUAAUGUUGGGACCUCCACAAACGCCUCCAACUCUGGAUCAAACUUGCACAUUGAAUCUAACUCUAAGAAACCUUCAGUUGCAAGUAUAGUUAUUGUGGCUGUAGUUGUAGUGGUAGCACUGGCAGCCAUAUUUGCCGCUGCCUUCAUCCUCCUCCGACGACGGAAACGAACAUCAGCGUCAGUAGAGGCACCGCGAGGACCAAACCGUCGGAAAAAAAAGCGUUUGAAAAAUCAAGACCCUUCAGAAAAUGGCAAAAGGCCUGAGACGUCAAAGUUAUUGACAUUUGUAAGGGAUGAUAGGGAGCGAUUUGACUUACCUGACUUGUUAAAAGCCUCAGCAGAGAUUUUGGGUAGUGGUUGCUUUGGAGCAUCUUAUAAAGCUUCUCUAAGUGGAACAGUUAUGGUAGUUAAGAGAUUUAAGCAAAUGAACAACGUUGGGAAAGAAGACUUUCACGAACAUAUGAGAAGGUUAGGGAGGUUGAGUCAUCCUAAUUUACUACCUCUUGUUGCUUACUAUUAUAGGAAGGAAGAGAAGCUCUUGAUAACUGACCACGUUGAGAAAGGAAACUUAGAUGCUCAUCUUCAUGGUUAUCGGGCUUUGGGCCAACCAAGCAUGGAUUGGCCAACUAGAUUAAAGAUUGUUAAAGGAACAGCCAAAGGACUUGCUUAUUUGUGCAAAGAGCUUCCUAGUAUAAUAGCAGCUCACGGGCACCUAAAAUCCACAAAUAUUCUUCUCAACCAAUCCAAUGAGCCUCUUCUCACAGACUAUGGACUUGUUCCUGUUAUCAACCAAGAGAAUGCCCACGAAUUCAUGGUGGCCUAUAGAUCACCUGAAUUCUUGCAGCUAGGUCGGAUUACCAAGAAGACCGAUGUAUGGAGUCUUGGGAUAUUGAUUCUUGAGCUUGUAACAGGAAAGGUUCCUGCAAAUUUGUUGCCACAAGGAAAAGAAAGUGAAGAAGAAGAUCUGGCAAGUUGGGUUAGUAAUAUUCCUCAAGAGCAAUGGGUGAACCAAGUGUUUGAUAGGGAGAUUAGAGUAACUAAGAAUAAUGAAGUUGAAAUAAUAAAACUAUUAAAGAUUGGGUUGAGUUGCUGUGAAGGGGAUGUAGAGAAAAGGAUGGACUUAAAGGAGGCUGUGGAGAAAAUUAAUGAGUUGAAAGAUAGAGAAGGUGAAGAGGACUUUUACUCUUCAUGUCCCAGUGAAGGGGAUGGGGAUGUGAAAUCAUCAAGAGGAAAGUCUGAUGAUUUCACAGUUUCCUGAAUGAGGAAUGUUAAUUAGACUUUUGAUCAAUCCAUACUUAGAGGAUUACAAAUUACGUUGUUCCAAAAUUUGAAGGAAUUAAAGGUGAUAAUGGAAUUGGUAAUGCACACUAAUUAAGAUUUUCAUUCCUUUUCAGUCUAAAAUUGUAGGGUGGAAGUUGGAGUGGGAUUGGGAUUGGGAUUGGGGUUUGCUAAUGCAAGUUUUUGUUUUAUUUUGCCACUAACAAUGUUAGGAUUUCAGAUUGCAUCUCUCUUUCUCACUCUCUUAAAUUUUUUUAAUAAUAGUUUUCCUAGUAAGAAUGUAAGAUAGGUAAGUGAGAAGACUAAUUAUUAAGAUGUACAAGAAAAUAGGAAAAAGAAAUGUUUGCUACAGAAAAAAAAAAAAAAAAAAA